CUCUAACGCCUAUAAGAAACAGGACAUUUACAGGAGCAAAAUGAAAUGCGUUAAAACGCGGGCAGCAGAUGGAGCCAACACCACACAGAAUCGGUAGAUUACUCUGCAGAGGAACACUUGCAGCAGACACUUACUGUCACUGUCCUGCUUUCCAAAAUAACAUAUAUGUUCAGCAUCUUUUAGAAUCUGAAAAUUGCUCUGAUCAUGUCCAACCACAGCCAUUGACUGGCGUUAUCAAAGUUCAAAAGAUGUAAACCUGACACUCACGCUGCCCCUGUAGGAUUAGGGGAAGGGUGAGGAGGAGGACGAUGUGCGGGGACAUGUUGUGCAAGGGCAGGGGGAAGACAACGUGGAAGAGUGGGAAACGCACUCGGUGUGCUCCGGAUGAGAGUGUCACCGACAGCUGUUCUGGACUGCACGACGAAUACAUCACCCUUUAAAAAAUUCCCCCCGAUAUUAGCCUACUCCCGAACAUACUGCAGCUACUAAUGUCAGCUCCUUGAGAGAUGUCUUACGCAAGCAUGGCUGAAACUCAGCGAAAUCCACGCUUUCAGCGUCCACAUGCCUCUGUACCACAGUUCACCAACUCACCAACUCUUAUUGUGAUGGUGGGGCUGCCCGCCCGGGGGAAGACCUACAUCUCCAAGAAGCUCACACGCUACCUCAACUGGAUUGGCGUACCCACUAAAGUGUUCAAUCUAGGUCAGUACCGCAGGGAAGCAGUCCAGACCUACAAGACCUUUGAGUUCUUCCGUCCUGAUAAUGAGGAAGCCAUGAAGAUCCGCAAUGCCUGUGCUUUGACUGCUCUGAAGGACAUCUGUGCCUAUUUCACUCAGGAGCAGGGACAAGUAGCAGUCUUUGACGCCACUAACACCACACGAGAGCGCAGGGAGGUCAUCCUUAACUUUGCCAAGGGGAAUGGUUAUAAGGUCUUUUUUGUGGAGUCGGUUUGUGAUGAUCCAGACAUCAUUGAAGCAAACAUUAUGCAAGUGAAGCUGAGCAGCCCUGACUAUAAGGACUGUGACAAAGAGGAGGCUCUUGUGGACUUCCUGAAGCGCAUUGAGUGCUACAAGAUGACCUACGUGCCCUUGGAUGAUGAGACAGACAGGCACCUAUCCUACAUAAAGAUUUUUAACGUAGGCUCCCGGUACCUGGUGAACCGGGUCCUGGAUCACAUCCAGAGCCGCAUCGUUUACUACCUGAUGAACAUCCACGUCACACCACGUUCCAUCUACCUGUGUCGCCACGGCGAGAGUGAACUAAACCUGCUCGGCCGCAUCGGGGGUGACUCAGGUCUCUCUGCUCGGGGGAACAAGUUUGCCUGUGCCUUGGCAGGCUUCAUUCAGAGCCAGUCCAUCCGGGACCUGAAGGUUUGGACCAGCCACAUGAAACGGACCAUUCAGACGGCUGAGGCACUGGCUGUACCCUAUGAGCAGUGGAAAGCACUUAAUGAGAUAGAUGCUGGCGUGUGUGAGGAGAUGACCUAUGAGGAGAUACAGGAGCAUUACCCAGAGGAGUUUGCACUUAGAGAUCAAGACAAGUACCGCUAUCGGUACCCCAAAGGCGAGUCCUAUGAAGACCUCGUCCAGCGUUUGGAACCAGUGAUCAUGGAGUUGGAGAGACAAGAGAACGUCCUGGUGGUCUGUCACCAAGCAGUUAUGCGCUGCUUAUUGGCCUACUUCCUGGAUAAGAGCGCAGAGGAGCUGCCCUACCUGAAGUGUCCACUGCACACUGUGCUGAAGCUCACGCCUGUGGCUUAUGGCUGCAAAGUGGAGUCCAUCUUCCUAAAUGUCGAAGCAGUCAACACACAUAGAGACAAGCCUGUGAAUGUUGAUGUCACGCGAGACCCAGAGGAGGCCCUGCUGACUGUACCAGAGCACAUAUGAAGAUAGAGAGAGAGAACAUGCACCGAAAGGCCAGAGGGGGGUGCCACCUCUCCCUCACUUUCUCAUUUUGCAUAUUAAUAUACUUGUACCUCAGCUGUGAUUGUAUUCCCUUGUGUAAUGACAUCAUGGCUGUAACUAUGCUUUUGCUUUUUAAUCCAGUGCUGUGGGAUUGCAGCACACAGUGCCUGGUUUGACACCACCAGUUUUUGCAGUUAGUGGACGGGGGCAUUUCAUACUGUCAGUGAAAGUGAAUGGAAGGUCUGGAAAGAAGGAAAGUUGCCAUAGGAACUGAGUGAUGCUCAAACCUGGGGCGCAGAGCAAAGACCUCCUGGGAGAGGGGCCUGGAUCUAUCUCCCGCUGUUUUGGGAGGGCCUGGAUCUUUACAAAUCUGGUGAAGGGAGGUCUUCUGCUUGAGAUUGUAACAGGCAUCGACUGUCUCUGAAAGAAAACUGAAAUAUCAAAAUGAUGUUAUUGAACACUGUACCAGAACUCCCAUUAGCUCAUGAAUGUACCUCAAAUUGCAGCCACUGAGUGGGUGAAAAUGAAGCGAGUUCACAUCCCUGAUUUCAGGCACUUGGACUAAAACCACACGGUCAGACCACAGGUCCAUGAGGAAGGCGUUAAGAUUAGAUGUUAUGUCAUGAUUCAUGUGACUGUGUGUAAGGAAAUGCUCUGGUAACCUGUAGCAAACAAACUGUGGAAGACCUGACCCAUCUCUGUUUGAGUAUUAAUUAUGGUACUCAUAAUUAAAUGUAAAAUGUAAAUUUGAAAGUUUGGAAACAAAAGCAGCUGUCUUAGCCUUAGAAAAAGGUAACUCAGUCUAAGGGAGAUCCUUACCAGUGAAUGCUGGUAGUUAGAUUUGCCUGCCUUAAUUUCAACUAGUAUGAGUAUAUUUUUUUUCAUGUUCCUUUCCCCGAAUGACUGGAGGUCCUUCUCUAAAGCAUACAGUACUAAGUCUGAUUAAUAAGAUUGCUGACAUCCAGUGAGGCCACUGAUAUUCUCCAAUUCAUGUGUUGAUUCCUGGGAUGUGUGAUUCCCAUGCUACACUCUGACCCUUCCUACAGGUAUGAAGUCAUUUACAACAGGGAGGCUCAACACAUCUUCAACCAGUCAUAUUGCAGUGUGUACUUUGUGUCACUUCUGAGUUGCAUGGUAUUCUAGUGGUAAUCCUUCAUGUGGAAGUACAUGGGAAGAUGUAACUGGCACAUGGAGAGGUGUUGAGAACAGUUACCAGUUGUUGUCUGUACAGUUGUCUUUUGACAUAUCAAAGUGGUAUGUGAAACUGACUUGGUUUUCUAGAUAAAUGAUUAUUAAGAAAGUAA
This is a messenger RNA of Megalops cyprinoides (Indo-Pacific tarpon), 3208 nucleotides long. Its product is annotated as 6-phosphofructo-2-kinase/fructose-2,6-bisphosphatase 1-like. Gene Ontology annotation, cellular component: cytosol; 6-phosphofructo-2-kinase/fructose-2,6-biphosphatase complex. Lineage: Eukaryota; Metazoa; Chordata; Actinopteri; Elopiformes; Megalopidae. Bases 507 to 1886 code for a protein of 459 amino acids. The record is from RefSeq and is a predicted model, not a curated record. Gene Ontology annotation, molecular function: fructose-2,6-bisphosphate 2-phosphatase activity; 6-phosphofructo-2-kinase activity; ATP binding. Gene Ontology annotation, biological process: fructose metabolic process; fructose 2,6-bisphosphate metabolic process. The transcript is spliced from 14 exons.